Messenger RNA from Didymodactylos carnosus, 1437 nucleotides. The record is from the annotation of a GenBank genome assembly. Lineage: Eukaryota; Metazoa; Rotifera; Eurotatoria; Philodinida; Philodinidae.
AUGGAUCUUCAAGAAUGUCGUUCGUUAACAUUAAUUUUGGGCGGUGAAGUGAUGACAGCUACUUUACAAACACAGUUUGAAUUAUUAUUACCCCCUACAGAAGAAGUCGAUGAUAAUAUGUUAACACGUCUCAUAUUACUAAUAUUAAUACAUUUCAAACAUUUUUAUUUAUCAAAACGUCAUUUCAACUAUUAUCAACAAUUUUUAUGUCCCAUACAAACAGAUUUAGUUGAACUGGGAUUUAGUUUCCUAUUAGUCGCAAUAGAAAAUACAAUAUCUGAAGAUGAAUUGAAACGACUACAAUAUUAUUUCGACACCAAAUCAGUAGAUACGUCGUUGUUAUCAAUCUAUCAAUCUAUGGGACAAAACUAUACAUUAGAAAAUUUCUUGGAUCAAAUUGAAAAAUGUCAAGAUACGAUCAACACCUUAAAACAGACGAGUUAUUUAAUAAAUAAUUUUCAAGAAUUUAUCAUGAAAUUUAAAGUCUUUAAUGAUAUAUUUUGUACCGAACAAAGAAAUGAAAAUAAAAAAAUUUCUCCAUCAAUAUCCCCCUCUCAUUUUGUAUAUUCCGAUCGACUUUCAAUUGAUACAUCAUCAAAACUUGUACCUAAGAAGGGUUUAUGCGUCAUCAUUAAUAUUAUGGGAUUUAAUGGUCAUCCUGAACGUUUGGGCUCACAGAACGAUGUUAAAUUAAUUGAGAAUAUAUUUCAUGCAAUGAAUUUUACAACACUUUUAUGUAUAAAAGACUUUUCUAAAAACGAUUUAGAUGUGUCACUUAAUGAUCUAAAGUAUAACAAAGACAAAUAUGAUAAAUAUGAUUGUUUAGCUUUAUUUUUAAUGACACAUGGUGAAAUUAACUGCAUUGUUACACAUGAUGCGCAAUUAGUGUAUCUAAAGGAAGCUAUAACAAAUUUCAAUGAUUCCGGUUCGAGUAUAUGGAAAAAAAAGAUUCGCUGUUUUUUUAUUAAUUCAUGUCGAUUGAAUACGAGUAAACAAGUAAAUAUUGUGCCGUAUUCUAAACAUGCUAUCCAUGAUGAACAUCUAUCGUUUAAUAUGUGCAUCGCAUAUUCGUGUAAUGCAUUUGAAAAAUCAUUUCGAAGUGAAACUGCGGGAAGUAUUUACAUUAAAAUGUUAUGUACAAUGCUUUAUAACUAUAGUCAUAUAUAUUCAGUUAAGAAAAUACUUAAUAUAACGGAUAAAUUAUUUGAUGAACGCAUUGAUACUGAUCACUAUUUUCAUCAGAAUCCAAAACAUUUACAAUAUCUCAGUGAUCAUUUGUAUUUUUCAAAUCAAAAUUUAACGACUGAAAUUCCACGAUUGAAAACAUUUGAUCAUUCAUUAUUAUGCCAAUCACCAUGGAUACAUGUUAAUGAUUAUGUGAAAGAAAAGAUCGAGUGUGCUGAAUACAAAAAAGCAUUUUUCAAUGACUUUCAAUGA